AUGGCUGAGACUCGAGUGGUUCCGAGUGGAAAAGUCUACAGACAUAUGUUUGAUGCUCAGGUUCAUUUGUCACUAUCUCUUCAUGAAACUCGGAGAAGGCGGGCUGCAAAUGCAGGCUGUCUCAGUGGAGAUGAUCCCCUGAGCAGAGACACAGAUACAGGAACACAAGAGCAUCCUUUAAGAAAUCACACUGGAGCUCAGCAAUGCUCAGAAGACAUCACCAUAAGGAACCAGUUAUUUUCAGGCCUAAGGCCUGUACAGAGUGGAGACCAGGAUGAUUCGGAAGAAAUCCGUGGGUUGCCAGACAAAGUUGUUUCAGCAAAGACCGGUUCAGACAUUAUUGAGAGACUUAUGGAGAAAAAACAAAGGGAUCACAUGGAAGCUCUUGCUCAGCUCCAGAGGGACCUUUCUGUGCUCAGUAUGGAGUAUGAACAGUUAUUUAUACAGACUGGAGAGGAUUUCAUUUUCAAACUGUCAGAAUAUGAUGAUAAAGUAGAAAGAAUGUUGCAGGAGACUGAAAGCUUUGUUGAUUUUGAAGCUUUUAGUUAUCAGGAUCUUCAUGAGUUUUGGGAUGUUGUGAGCCACGAAUCUGUUACGAGGAGAAAAUGUAUACAGGAGUUGGAUGAGACACUUCUCAAAUAUGAGACUGAGCGUGCAUCACAGAUUUCAGCACUCUUACGGAAAUACACUCUAAAACUUGAAAAAAUCAGUUACGUAAUGCCCUGUGAUGUUCACCGACUUAUUGAUAAUGAAGCCAUGAUGAUAAAUCAAGCACUCUUGGCAAAUAGACGAGCUGUCACCAAACUGCAUUUAAACUUGAUGGAAAAGCAUCUGCAAAAAGAUGUUUCUUACCACCUGAGAUGGGAGGCAAAACUUCAGGAUUGGAAGAAAAUCAAACUGCUUUCUGCAGUCAACCAAUUCAAAAGUUUUAUUGGCAGCCCUGAAAUUCAGAACCCCAAUACCGUACAAGAUACUUUGAAUUCAAUGCAGACCACCCAGCAAAUCUACAGUGAACAGCGUCUCAGAGUCCUUGAGCAAAUCAGAGCUAUGACUCCACCAAAAUGCACUAAAUCAAUAGCUGCUGAAUGGUACUUCUCUCUGUGUUCCAUUGAUGAGCAAAUAGAUUCUUUGCACAGUGGCACCAUGACAAAACUGCGUAAAUCUUUUGAGGAUACCGGGCAAGUCUGUCUGUCUGAAAUUGAAUGCUUCAGGAAUAAAGUAUCUACCUAUGGAUUCACCUCAGAUGAAAUACAAGAGAUAGUUAAUGCUGAGCUGCUACCUCUUAUUGACGAGUUCCAGACCCAAGCAGAGGAACAGUUAGCAGCAAUGGAUAGAGCUAUUGAGGAUUCAGCCAAGACUGCUGGCAUUAUGUGCAAGUCUUUAUUCAAGUUCCUGCAUGGAGCAGCUGAACUCUGGGAGGAGCACAGUGCAAAGCUGCAGAAGACAGACCAGCAUCUGCAGGAUCUUCUAGAUGAGGUCCGAGACACCUACGAACAACAAAACCAAAAGAAAGAGGCUCAACUGGAUUUGCUGAUGGACAAACUUAGGCAGGAAAGCACAGAGGACACCCUUAAAACUGCAUUGGAGAAGACACUAACCUUUUUGGAGGAGGUUAAGAAUGGGUAUGUUGCAUUAUAUAAAGCGGAGGUUGAAACCGUGGAGAGUUACCCUGCAAUGGUCCUUGAAGAAUUACGUACAUACAGCUCAUCGGUCAGUCGAUACUUUUUCGUCAAGGAAGUAUAUACUCAGAACCAUGAAGAGCUGCGGAUCCUUUAUCCUUCUCUUAUGUUUGAUGCUAGACAUACAUCUAACAUGAAGAAAAAGAGACUUUCAGUACAUCUGGAGAAAAAACCCUGCUCAAAUGUUCAGACGGAUCAUCCUCAAACACACUCCUCCCUGGAUUUUGCCCCCAAUGAUGAGGAACCUGAUUGUUCUCGACAGGAGUCCAGACAUUUUCAAGCCAAUGAAACUUUCAUUACCACAAAGGGAAAUGUGUACAACUGUCAGGCUUUUCUAAUUCAAUCUGAUCAUGAAGUAACAUUAAACAAUAUGAAACUGGAGCAAGCUUUCUAUCCAAAAACUCUCAUAAUCGAAUUACAAAAAGUUGUUAUAGAGGAGUUCUUUAAUCACCUGGAACAAAGAUAUCACUGGGUUUUAAAUGAUACAGUGGCCAUCAUGGAAGCCAAGAGACAGGAGCUAAAGUCUGAACUGGACCUUCGCCUCCAUCUUCACAAGCCAAGAACCAGGAGAAUCGAGAUGGACAUCCACAACGUUCGAGCAACUGAACUGAUCUUACAUCGAGAUCGAGUGGAUAGACACUGCAAAGGUAUUCUACAGGCUUUAACUGAUUUUCAAAAUGACUUUAAAGAUCUUCAGGCUUACCAGCACACAUUAAAGAAGGAAUUUCAUACUAAAAUCUCCAAAAUGGAGGAGACAUUGAUCACUGCUACCAAGUCUGAUAAGCUGGUUAAACUUAGUACUUCACUACAGACCAGCUUGGUUGAUCACAUGGCUGUUAUACAGAAAUCACAGAGGCAGUUUAGACAAAAUCUGGAGAUCAAAUUUGAGGGUCUUAGAGAAGCCAAUGCACAACUUAUGAAAUCUUUCAAGCUGUUUUCUGAAGGAGGAAAUUUUACACCCAAAGAGAUAGAGAAUUACCAAAAACGUUUAGAGAAAAUGGCUAAGCGCAUUGAUUUGGCUGACGAGGCAUUAAUGCAGGACAUGGAGGUCACAGAGUCCAAGAGCCUGGAACAGGCAAAAGAAAUAAUCAGCAAGGCUGAAGAGAAGUGUCAGUGUCUGACAGUAGAUCUGAUCUUCUUGGAGAAAAUUCAAAGAGUACUUACAAAUACACAAGUCAAAAUUAAAGCAGAGGUCAUGAAGAGCAACAUGCACAAAAAAACAAUCAACAAUAGGAUGACUGAACUGGAAGAAAUGCUUGAUGCUUACAGUCAACCUUGUCCAGACAAAAAGGCAGUUACAUCAGACGAUGUCUUUAAUUUAACAACAUACCUAAUAGAAGAAUUACGAAAGAGAUGUCAGUACCUCAACUGCUAUUUGGACCACCAUAUGGCUGUUCCAGUGCCUGACACUCCAUUGCAGGGGGCAUUUGCUGUGGCUGCUCGGCCACGGUCCCGUAUGCAGGAGAAGAUGAAAAACCCUGAUGAGGACUCUCUUCUUCAGCCCAGCCGCAUGGGAACUGCCUUCGUGGAUGAUGCUGCUUUGGGAGUGAUCAAAGGGCUGCUCAGAAUAAGCAAACCUCAAGCCAACCAAAUGGUCAGUGGAGAUCUAGGGGAGAAAGGCCAAACAGCAGUAACAGUUCCUGUUGCACCGAGCUCUCCUGCAGGGUCAGGUCAAAAGUCAGCCAGAUGUUGGAUCCCAUCAGGUGUGGAGACCCUGCACAGGAGAUCAGCUGAGUCUGUCAGCUCACUCAGUGUGAAGAGAUUGUCCAAACCCACACGCUUCGAUAAGAGAUUUCAAGUGUUUGGCUCUAAACCUGAAGCCCAACAAAAACUUGUCACUUUCAAAGUUUUCAUCACCAGUAUUCUGUGGGAAGCUAAUGAUGGUCUCCUCAGGAUGGCUGAGGACUACUACAAAAAGAAGGAGCGUCGCCCAAUAAGCCGACCUCAGUACAUACAGGAUACAUUUGAACAGUGUGCUGAGGAGUUAAACAAGAGACUCCUUGUCUACCAGAGUCAGACUGAAGAGUACCACAGUGGUUGUGUGCAAGAGUUCCAGCAGCAGUUGAAGACAAUUGAAAAGUUUGUUUCUCAGGUGCCUGAAGCACUACUCACAACACUGAAAGACCAGCAUUUGGAGGAUCUGAAUCAGAGUAUGAAGCUCAUUCACCAACAGUUUGAAAUGUCUCAACAACAAAGUGAGCAAAAGAAGAAAGAACACAGCAGUCAACUGCGUGUACGUCUAAGCCACCCAGCCUGUGAGGAAGAGCUGAACCGUCUAGUUACAGCUGAAGACAACAGGCAUGAUGAACAGAAAACAGCUAUUCAGUUUAACAGACUGGAACUCCAGGCCUUUAUUAUGAAGAAUGCAGACGAGUUUGUGACUGUUCUCGCCACAUUGACUGAGAACUUGCUUUUUCAAUUGGACAACAUCCUGAUGCCCAGUGAGGUCCAAGGUGGAUUGGUAGUUUCAAAACAGGAAAAAAUCACACCCCUUAUUCACCAUAGACUAGCUGGUACUCUGCUGAAGGACAAAGACUUUUUAUUUGAGAGAGGGAGCAGAACUUGGCCAGGAAUUCGUUACUAUAAAGCCACCGAUGACUCGUCUGAAAACCAACAACAGCGAGAGACAGCCAGCAUCACUACAGCUAAAACCACUAUGGCACAUCUUCAGGCUAUAGAGGUUCGAAAUGCACUGCAUCAGAGCUAUGAGCAGAAGAUCAUGAAGGAACUGGAGAAAGUACAAAAAUUCAGCCAAGAGCAGGAAGCUGAGCUGCUGCGUUGGCAGACGCAUUGGCGAGACCAGUUAAAGACUCUCUCCUCACUCAACUCAGGAUAAAAAAGGACUCAUCGCUUUCGUAGAAGAAUAUCCCAGCUCUCUCUCCAGCGCAGUGUGCGCAGCUGCUCUGAAGUUAGCUCUGGCUGGCCAUAUGUGAGGGGGCUGAAGGUAUGAUAGCAAAGAUACACUGAGCACAAAGUUGCCAGGAUUACUCCACCAAACGCCUUUUGAUGAGUGGGAGAUCUGAAGAGACAAAAAAAAACACACACACAGCCAUGGAAACCCUUGUAGUACAAAGCCAUGUUGAAUUAAAGUCUACAGUCUACACAGACAAACCAAAA
Molecule: messenger RNA, 4796 nt
Organism: Trichomycterus rosablanca
Lineage: Eukaryota; Metazoa; Chordata; Actinopteri; Siluriformes; Trichomycteridae
Gene: ccdc180
Product: coiled-coil domain containing 180
Exons: 38
Coding region: 1-4515 (1504 amino acids)
Source: RefSeq, a predicted model, not a curated record